CCUGGGAAUGAAAAAACGAGGCCGUUUAUAUGCAAGUGAAACAUUAGUGUGUUUAAGACGAAGGUACAUACAGCACGUAACCAUACAUAAGCCCAGAACACCAAUGGCUACUGUAUUUUCAAAUUAUGUCUUUCAAUCAGUAAGAAGGCCAUUUGUAGCGGCAAUUGUGAAAAAGGUAAAUUGACCAAUUAGCAUAAUUGAUUACCAGACCUGCAGUCUCUGAUGACUUGAAGCGGUGUCUCUCUGGGUAAUGCAGAACUGUCAAACCGAGUACUAAAGACUUCCACAGCGCUUAUGAAAGCGUGUCUCCAUAGGUGUGGGUCCGAACAAAAGACUUUUCUGUCUGCACUUUAGGCUGCAGUAUGGAUAGUGGCUUUGAGGACCUUGAACUUCGAGAAGCACAGAGGGAAUACCUGGAUUUUCUGGAUGACGACCAAGACCAGGGUGUGUAUCACGAGAAGGUCAGAAGCAUGGUGUCGGAGGGCCAGUCUCGCCUCAUCGUCAACAUCAACGACCUGCGGCGAAGAAACGAGAAACGAGCCAGAGAACUUCUAAAGAAUGCCUUCAGCGAGCUAGUCGCAUUCCAGCGAGCUCUGAAGGACCUGGUGGCUUCUGUAGACGCGACCUAUGCCAAACAGUUUGACGAGUUCCAUUGUGGAUUCGAGGGCAGCUUUGGGAAUAAGCAUGUUUCUCCUCGUACCCUCAGUGCACGGUUUCUGGGCAAUCUUGUUUGUGUUGAGGGUAUUGUGACAAAGUGUUCACUGGUCAGGCCAAAGAUCAUGCGCAGUGUUCACUACUGUCCAGCAACCAAGAAAACCCUGGAGAGGAAGUACACUGAUCUCACAUCACUGGAUGCUUUUCCUUCCAGUGCCAUUUAUCCCACCAAGGAUGAGGAAAAUAAUCCAUUAGAGACAGAGUUCGGACUGUGCUGCUACAAGGAUCACCAGACACUGACCAUCCAGGAGAUGCCAGAGAAGGCCCCUGCCGGUCAGCUCCCCCGUUCCGUUGACAUCAUUGCUAAUGAUGACCUUGUGGACCGAGUCAAGCCAGGAGACCGCGUGCAGCUGGUUGGAGUGUACCGCUGUUUACCUGCCAAACAAGGGGGCUUCACCUCAGGAACCUUCAGAACUAUCCUGCUAGCCAAUAACGUGAAGCUGAUGAGUAAAGAAAUUGUUCCUACAUUUUCUGCUGAUGAUGUUGCCAAGAUCAAGAAAUUCUGCAAAUCCCACUCUAAAGAUGUUUUUGAACACCUGAGUCGAUCUCUAGCUCCCAGUAUCCAUGGCCACGAGUACAUAAAGAAGGCCAUCCUCUGUCUGCUGUUGGGAGGCAAUGAGACCAACCUGGAGAAUGGCACUCGCAUUAGAGGAGACAUCAACAUCCUCCUCAUAGGCGAUCCGUCAGUGGCCAAAUCCCAGUUGUUGAGGUAUGUUCUGUUCACCGCCCCGAGGGCUAUCCCUACCACUGGGCGAGGUUCAUCCGGGGUAGGCCUUACUGCUGCAGUUACUACCGAUCAAGAAACGGGUGAGCGCCGGCUGGAGGCUGGGGCCAUGGUCCUCGCUGACAGAGGGGUAGUGUGUAUUGAUGAGUUUGACAAAAUGUCUGACAUAGAUCGCACAGCCAUCCACGAGGUGAUGGAGCAGGGAAGAGUGACGAUAGCUAAAGCUGGGAUUCAGGCCAGGCUCAACGCUCGCUGCAGUGUGCUGGCUGCUGCGAAUCCAGUGUACGGAAGGUAUGACCAGUAUAAGACCCCUAUGGAGAACAUUGGGCUCCAAGACUCCUUACUCUCCCGAUUCGAUCUGCUUUUCAUCGUUCUGGACCAGAUGGAUGCAGACAGUGACCGGGAGAUUUCGGAGCAUGUUCUGCGCAUGCACAGAUACCGACCCCCGGGGGAGCAGGAGGGAGCAGCACUGCCUCUGGGGAGCACAGUGGAUGUGUUUGGCACAGAAGACCCAAAUGUCCCUGAGACAGCAGAACAUGAACUGCAGAUCUAUGAGAAGAAAGACAACAUCCUCCAUGGCCACAGGAAGAAAAAAGAAAAGGUCAUUACAAUGGAGUUCAUCAGGAAAUACGUCCAUGUGGCCAAGAUGGUGAAGCCAGUUCUGACACAAGCGGCUUCCGACUAUAUAGCAGAGGAGUACUCUCAACUCCGAAGCCAUGACCAGAUCAACAGUGACUCAGCAAGGACAAUGCCUGUGACUGCACGGGCCCUAGAGACCAUGAUCAGGCUGGCCACUGCCCACGCCAAGGCCCGCAUGAGUCAAAGCAUCGAGCUGGGAGAUGCACAGGCUGCCCUGGAGCUCAUGCAGUUUGCCUACUUCAAAAAGAUUCUGGAGAAGAGCAAGAAGAGAAAGCUUCCUGAGGACGGUGUAGAUGCAGACAUGGAGGAGACCCAGAGCCAGAGAACCAUCCGAAAGCGUUCUCGUGUCUCUGAAGAUCACGAGGACACAACGAAGGAAGUAGAAGACUCCGGUGAUCUAUAUGACUUUGCAGAGGAUGAACACGCUCAGCCAAGCCAGGAUACCAGGCCAGUGUCCCGGAGGAAGAAGGUGGAAAUCGGUCAGGACAGACUGAAGGUUUUUAAGGUGGCCCUGCUGAAGGCGUUUAAGGUGACCAGGUCUCAGUCUGUGGCGAUCCCGGAGCUGCUCACCCAUGUUAACAAGGGGCAGCACGAGGAGUUUGAUGAGCAGGAGGUGAACAGACUGCUGGAGAUCAUGCAAGAUGACAACCAGGUGAUGGUGUCUGAGGAUGUGGUUUUCCUCAUCUGACCAUAGAGGACAAGCGAAGCAACAGGCACUAA
This is a messenger RNA of Electrophorus electricus (electric eel), 2797 nucleotides long. NCBI's taxonomy places the organism in Eukaryota, Metazoa, Chordata, Actinopteri, Gymnotiformes, Gymnotidae. The record is from RefSeq and is a predicted model, not a curated record.